GGCUACGUACGCCCCGCCCCCGCCCCACCACGCCGGGAAGACCCGGCAGGUUCCCAGCUAGUACGCGCUGAGGUCGGGACCGCCGGGCCCUCCUAGCUGUGGCCUGAUGGCGGUGGCGCGGCCCAUGUCCCGGAUGUUAGGGCUCCUGAGGUCUAGCGCCAGGGGCUGUAGCUCCGGGGCUCCAGUGACGCAGCCUAGCCCCACGGAGCCCUCGCGACCCGCCACAGAGGAGCUGUCCAGGCGGCGGGAGUUCCUGCGCGAGCAUGCAGCCCCCUUCUCUGCCUUCCUCGUGGACGGCUUUGGCCGGCAGCACAACUACCUGCGGAUCUCACUCACUGAGAAGUGCAACCUCAGAUGCCAGUACUGCAUGCCUGAGGAGGGUGUCCCCUUGACCCCCAAGGCUGACCUGCUGACCACCGAGGAGAUCCUCACCCUUGCCCGGCUCUUUGUGAGAGAAGGGGUUGACAAGAUCCGGCUCACAGGCGGGGAGCCGCUCAUCCGGCGGGAUGUGGUGGACAUCGUGGCCCAGCUCCACCAACUGGAGGGGCUGAAGACCAUCGGAGUCACCACCAACGGCAUCAACUUGGCCCGGCUGCUGCCCUCACUGCAGAAAGCCGGGCUCAGUGCCCUCAACGUCAGCCUGGACACCCUGGUGCCCGCCAAGUUUGAGUUCAUUGCCCGCCGGAAAGGCUUCCACAAGGUCAUGGAGGGCAUUCACAAGGCCAUCGAGCUGGGCUACCGCCCCAUCAAGGUGAACUGUGUGGUAAUGCGAGGCCUGAAUGAGGACGAGCUUCUGAACUUUGUGGCCCUGACUGAAGACCACCCUCUGGAUGUGCGCUUCAUAGAGUACAUGCCCUUCGACGGAAACAAGUGGAACUUCAAGAAGAUGGUCAGCUACAAGGAGAUGCUGGACACCAUCCAGCAGCAGUGGCCCGAGAUGGAGAAGCUGCCGGAGGAGAAAUCGAGCACCGCCAAGGCCUUUAGAAUCCCCGGCUUCCAGGGCCAGAUCAGCUUCAUCACGUCCAUGUCCGAGCAUUUCUGUGGGACCUGCAACCGGCUGCGAAUCACCGCUGACGGGAACCUCAAGGUCUGCCUCUUUGGGAACUCGGAAGUCUCGCUGCGGGACCACCUGCGGGCUGGUGCCUCGGAGGAGGAGCUGCUGACCAUCAUUGGGGCCGCAGUGGGCAGGAAGAAACGGCAGCAUGCAGGCAUGUUCAAUAUUGCCCAGAUGAAGAAUCGGCCCAUGAUCCUCAUCGGGUUAUUUUCAACGCUCCAAGAUUCCCCACCAGCCAGUCCAGUCAUUUCCUCCUGGGAGCCGCUCCCUGUUCCAGGUCGGAGACCCAGACCCUCUCCCCUGACAGCAGCUUUGUGGAAAGAACACCAGCACCCCCAGGCCCCUGCUGUGGCCUGGCAGUGGCCAGGGUCUGGAUCCCCUCUGAGACUCUACAACUCCCAAGCAGACUUGGACAGCACCCCAACGUGCCUUAGCCCAGGGACCCAGGCUCCUGCCACCACCUCAGGACCUGGGGCAACCUCAGAUCAACUCACGCAUGUGGACUCAGAAGGGCGGGCAGCUAUGGUGGAUGUGGGCUGGAAGCCAGACACGGAUCGGGAAGCUGUGGCCUCUGCUGUGGUCCUCCUGGGGCCUGUGGCCUUCGAGCUUGUCCAGCAGAACCAGCUAAAGAAGGGAGAUGCCCUCGGGGUGGCCCAGCUGGCUGGAGUCCAGGCGGCCAAGCUGACCAGCCAGCUGAUUCCUCUGUGCCACCAUGUGGCCCUGAGCCACAUCCAGGUGCAGCUGAGGCCGGACCCUGCCCGCCAUGCCAUGGUGAUCCGGGGGUCCUGCCGGGCUCGGGGCCCCACUGGGGUGGAGAUGGAGGCGCUCACCUCCGUUACCGUGGCCGCCCUCACCCUGUAUGACAUGUGCAAGGCUGUCAGCAGGGACAUCGAGAUAGGGGAGAUCAAGCUCAUCAGCAAGACCGGAGGCCAGCGUGGGGACUUCCACCGGCCAUAGGGCUCCCACCCUUCCUGCACCUACAGUUUGGGCCAACAAAGUGUUACUAAAGUGUGACCUUCACUAUUCGGAAGCCAAGGUCAAGCCCCCCUUGUUGCCGGAUGAUUCUAAUAACCUGCGAAGUUCUUUGUAUGACGAGGACCCCAGCAGGCCUCAAAGCCUUCCAGGACUGAGUUAGUGGAGGGUUUGCCAAGUGUCCCGUGAGAUGCCUAGAAAAUCAUGUACUGUUUCUUAGGCACUUAUUUCAGCCUAGCCUGUGACUUAUUUUGGGUUUUCACUUUUCCUGUUUCUAUGGGGAAAGAACAAGGGCUCAUUCCACCAAGGAGCCCACUUUGACAAAGGAAAAGCACAAGCUUGCACCAAGAAUGUUUCACAACUUCUUAGCACCAGCUUUGCCGCCACAAGUUUGAGAAGCCACAGCCCCUCCAUCUCUGCCGUGCCUCCUGCAAGAAAGCUACCUGUCCCCUCCUACACCCAAGUCAGCCCCUGCCGGCUUGCAGGUGUGGGGACCACGAGUGGGCUUAGCCCUGCGGAAUUCUGGCAGCCCACUUCUCCCACGCCGGGUCCUGUUCCCACCCCCUCUGUAUUCUGGAACAUAUCAGGGACAGGUGAGAGCUGGAGGUUACCUUCCCUCUCUCACCACCCAAAUAAAGCCACGAUGCCAACUUUGGAGAUGCAAGCCUGAGGUGUGUAUCUGGGGAGGGCACGGUGUUGCUAUGCCCUCCGUCCAUCCUAGCCACUCCUGGGGGAAGAGGGAGACCCUGGAGAGGCCAAGGGCAGCUAUUCUGUCUUACAGACGUGCGCCCUGGUGUGGAUCUGGUUGGGUUGGACGCUGCCCCCAGCAACCAAAGAGUGCAUUAGAGGUUCCCUGUCUUCAACCCAUAAAUGUGCACCUGGACUGCUGGGGCCUCCUUCCUCUGCGGAAGCAUCUGUGAGUCUGGCCCUGGUGGUGCCCCAGCCUUGCUUUCAUCUGCUCUGGGCCAAGGUGUUCUACAAACAGCAUUCUGGAAAACAAGUUUUGGUGUUACCAGUACUCCCAAUUCAGGCAGUCCCUGUCAUGCCCGUUGGUCUGCAGAAUUCCUGAAAAUGUGACAGUUGGCCAUCUAGGACCUGGCUGUAGC
Messenger RNA from Fukomys damarensis (Damara mole-rat), 3132 nucleotides. RefSeq names its product molybdenum cofactor synthesis 1 (gene Mocs1). The transcript has 11 exons. Gene Ontology annotation, biological process: Mo-molybdopterin cofactor biosynthetic process. Gene Ontology annotation, molecular function: cyclic pyranopterin monophosphate synthase activity; 4 iron, 4 sulfur cluster binding; GTP 3',8'-cyclase activity. Bases 107 to 2011 code for a protein of 634 amino acids. NCBI's taxonomy places the organism in Eukaryota, Metazoa, Chordata, Mammalia, Rodentia, Bathyergidae. The record is from RefSeq and is a predicted model, not a curated record.